Messenger RNA from Dendrobium catenatum, 2661 nucleotides. Its product is annotated as peroxisomal fatty acid beta-oxidation multifunctional protein. Gene Ontology annotation, molecular function: (3S)-3-hydroxyacyl-CoA dehydrogenase (NAD+) activity; NAD+ binding. Lineage: Eukaryota; Viridiplantae; Streptophyta; Magnoliopsida; Asparagales; Orchidaceae. Gene Ontology annotation, cellular component: peroxisome. The transcript is spliced from 18 exons. The record is from RefSeq and is a predicted model, not a curated record. Bases 161 to 2341 code for a protein of 726 amino acids. Gene Ontology annotation, biological process: fatty acid beta-oxidation.
CGAGCUUGGUAGCAACAGAACAAGGUGAGCUGCGUACGCAGCUGUCUUUGGUGCUGCUUGUUUUGUCCUUGCUGCUAGGAGUCGACGAGGUGGCAGGGAUUGGCCGCCGGGGAUCUUUCAUAAGAAGGUGGAAGAGGAGCCACAAGCCCUAAUUUAGAGGAUGGCGAGGACUCGAGUAUUUCUGGAGGUCGGAAGCGAUGGUGUGGCCGUCAUCACGAUGUCAAAUCCUCCCGUCAAUGCGCUUGCUCCUUCCAUUAUUGCUGGACUGAAGGAGAAGUAUGCUGAGGCGAUGAGCAGGAAUGAUGUGAAGGCUAUCGUGUUAACCGGUGACAAUGGAAAAUUCUCUGGUGGUUUUGAUAUCAAUGUUUUUGCGGAAGUUCACAAGUCUGCAGGGGAUGUAUCAGUUUUACCUGAUGUGUCUGUUGAUCUUGUUGUGAAUACGAUUGAAGAUGCUAAAAAGCCUUCUGUUGCAGCCAUUCAGGGGCUUGCCCUUGGAGGUGGUUUGGAGUUGGCUUUGGGUUGUCAUGCUCGCAUAUCCACUUUGGAUGCUCAACUAGGGUUGCCUGAGCUAACCCUUGGAGUUAUUCCUGGAUUUGGAGGUACCCAACGGCUUCCUAGGCUUGUGGGGCUGUCAAAGGCUAUAGAUAUGAUGUUGCUGUCCAAGUCAAUACGUGCUAAAGAGGGGAAGGAAUAUGGCCUAAUUGAUGCUAUUGCAUCUUCCAAUGAUCUUUUGAUGGUAGCAAGACAAUGGGCAUUAGAACUAGCUGAAAGACGUAAACCUAGGCUUCGUUCACUCCACCGUACUGACAAACUUGGCUCUCUUUCUGAAGCACAUCAAAUUGUUUUUGAAAUGAGGCAACAAGCUAAGAAGACUUCUCCCCAUAUGCCCCAACAUCAAGUGUGCCUUGAUGCAAUUGAGGAAGGCAUAAUUUUUGGGGGAUAUGCAGGUGUCCUGAAAGAGGCAAGACUUUUUAAAGAGAUAGUGUUGUCCACCACUGCAAGAAGUCUUGUUCAUGUCUUUUUUGCCCAACGUGCAACUUCCAAGGUGCCCAAGGUUACUGAUAUCGGGCUCAAACCAAGGCAUAUUAAAAAAGUUGCUGUUAUUGGUGGUGGUUUGAUGGGUUCUGGAAUAGCUACAGCUUUUCUUCUAGGUGAUAUACAUGUUAUUUUAAAGGAAAUUGAUUCUACCUUUCUUCAACGGGGAAUGAAAUCAAUAGCUGCUAACCUUGAUGGAUUGGUGAAGAAAGGAUCGUUAACUCUGGAUAAAAAAAGCAAGGUGUUGUCAAAUCUUAAGGGUGUUCUAGAUUACUCAGACUUCAGGGAUGUAGAUAUGGUUAUUGAGGCUGUUAUUGAGAAGAUUCCACUUAAACAGUCCAUAUUCAAUGAUAUUGAGAAGAUUUGUCCUCCACAUUGUAUUCUCGCCUCCAAUACGUCCACCAUUGAUUUGGAGAUUGUUGGAGAGAAGACAAACUCUCAAGAUCGCAUUGUGGGAGCACAUUUCUUCAGCCCUGCUCAUGUAAUGCCGCUGCUGGAAAUUGUUCGCACAGAAAAGACAUCUCCACAAGUCGUUCUGGAUGUCAUGAAUGUUGGGAAGGUCAUAAAAAAAGUUCCUGUUGUGGUUGGAAACUGCACGGGCUUUGCUGUCAAUCGGACCUUCUUUCCAUAUAGCCAAGCAGCAAAAUUACUGGUACAUCUUGGAGUUGAUCUUUAUAGAAUUGAUCGGGUGAUUAGCGGCUUUGGCAUGCCAAUGGGUCCUUUUCAACUUCAAGACUUGGCUGGAUAUGGUGUGGCUUUGGCAAUUAAGCCUAUAUUUUCUUCAGCCUUCAAGGGCCGGACUUUUGAGUCAGAGAUGCUUGAGUUGAUGGUAGACGAUGGUCGAAACGGGAAGGCUAAUGGAAGGGGUUAUUACUUAUAUAAACCUGGGAACAAGCUGGAACCUGAUUCUUCUGUACAAGCUAUUAUCGACGAAUCUAGAAGGCGUGCUGGCAUGAUGCUCAGUGGAAAGCCCAUAACUGUUACUGACCAAGAAAUUGUGGAGAUGAUAUUUUUUCCGGUCGUCAAUGAGGCAUGUAGAGUAAUGGCUGAACAAAUUGUUGUACGAGCUUCUGAUGUUGAUAUUGCAUCUAUACUUGGAAUGGGCUUCCCUAAACAUAGGGGCGGUCUGUUAUUCUGGGCUGAUACAAUUGGAUCUAGUUAUAUUUAUUCCAAGCUAACAAGCUGGGCAGGUUCCUAUGGUGGAUUCUUCACACCAUCACAAUACUUGGAAGAAAGAGCUAAGAAAGGCCUUCCACUGAGCUUGGCUGGUCCAUCAUCUUCAAAGAGUUCAAGGUCACGCAUGUAGUUCCUCAGACCAACAAUUCGACUAUCUUUCCAAGGUUGGACAUGUUUUCUGCUUGUUGCUGCUAGGGGGGAACAAGUAAUGAAGAAUCCCAAUAUGAGAGCAUCUUAAUUGUUUAAUUAUUGAAUAAAUGUUGAUUAUCAGAUAUUGGAUUGAAUGAAUUUCAUAAUAUUUUGUUGAUAUAUGUUAUUUUUUGAAGUAAAGCUGAAGAUAAUUUGUUUGAUGCCAUUGUUAGAAGCUUAUCAGAAACUAAAUUAGUUUAAUGGCAUUCUGUGACUGUGAUGGAAGCUUGGUCUAAACACCAUCUUCCAUGAUUUUCUUUA